GAGUGGGCGGGGCUCUGCGCUGGAGAUAAGACCAGGAAAUCGGCGCGCGUCCCCAAGCCUCAAGCCAAGCUGCGCCUGCCUGUCUCCUGCCAGUCUUCUCGCCUGCAGAUAACUCCCAAAACAUGAGGAUAUUUGCUGUCACUCUGUUCACAGCCUGCUGUCACUUGCUAUGGGCAUUUACGAUCACGGCUCCAAAGGACCUGUACGUGGUGGAGUACGGCAGCAACGUCACGAUUGAAUGCAGAUUCCCAGUAGAACAGAAACUGGACCUGUUUGCGUUAGUGGUGUACUGGGAAAAGGAAGACAAGCAAGUUAUUCAGUUUGUGGAGGGAGAAGAGGACCUAAAGCCUCAGCACAGCAGCUUCAGGGGCAGAGUCUCCUUGCCAAAGGAUCAGCUUUUGAAGGGAAAUGCUGCACUUCAGAUCAUAGAUGUCAAGCUACAGGACGCCGGCAGCUACUGCUGCAUGAUCAGCUACGGCGGAGCAGACUACAAGCGAAUCACAUUGAAAGUCCAUGCCCCGUACCGCAAAAUCAACCAAAGAAUUUCCAUGGAUCCAGCCACUUCUGAGUAUGAACUAAUAUGUCAGGCCGAGGGUUACCCAGAAGCCGAAGUAAUUUGGACAAACAGUGACCACCAGUCCCUGAGUGGGAAGACAACCAUCACCACUUCCCAGACAGAGGAGCAGCUCCUCAAUGUGACCAGCAGUCUGAGGGUCAAUGCAACAGCUAAUGAUGUUUUCUACUGUACUUUUUGGAGAUUUAAGUCAGGGGAAAACCACACAGCUGAGCUGAUCAUCCCAGAACCACCUGAAGAACGUCUCCCGCAUAACAGGACUCACUGGGUGCUUCUGGGAUCCUUCCUAUUGUUCCUCAUUGUAGGGUCCACGGUCAUCUUCUGCUUGAGAAAACAAGUGAGAAUGCUAGAUGUGGAAAAAUGUGGCAUCGAAGAUACAAGCUCAAAAAACCGAAAUGAUACACAGUUCGAGGAGACGUAAGCAGUGUUGAGCCCUCUGAUCGUCGAGACAGGAUUGGCAGCUUGUGGUCUGUGAAAGAAAGGGCCCAUGGGACAUGGGUCCGAGGACUCAAAAUGGAACCUGAAAAGAGAGCCAAGAGAGAAAAUGUUGGAAGAGGAGUGGGGACAAGGCAUUUCUGCAGGAGACGCUGCUAAGCAAGUUGCCCAACAGUCAUCUUGGGAAAUGGGUUGAGAGUUCCUGACUUAACAACUGGUUCUUGCACAAUGACCUUUUCCUCUACCCGGUGCCUGGAUGAGAGACGGAGUCACGAGUGUUGAAGUAUGGGUGCCUUCUAUUUAUUUUGAGUCCGUGUGUUCUUCCUGUGGGCAUGCGAUUAUGACUGGUGAGUUCCAAAGACAUGAUCGACGUUAAAAUGUAGUCAUCAAACUUAAAUGCUGCUUGGCAUCCUCCAUGACUACUGGCACAAGCAGGGAACGUGGAGGUCACAUGCUUGGUUUGACAGGCUCUUGCUGUUUGACUUGAAUAAUCUUUAUUUUCUGUCCUCAAGGCUCUGCAGUAACAGUUGUGCUGUAUCAGCUUUACAGGUGUUGGGUACAACACUCAAACAUAUUAUCUCAUUACCACAGCAACCCUCAUCAUGAUAGCAACAGCUAACCUCUGUUAUACUCACUUCAUAGCCAAGAAGCUGAGUGACUUAGUAGGUCACUUGCCCACAGAAUAACAGCUCUCAGAUUUCUGUUCUUCAGCCACUGUCCUUUCAGGAUAGAAUUUGUAGCUAAGAAAUUAAUUUUAAAACUGCUUAUUAAGUAGUAUUGCACAUCACACCGUGCCUCAUGCACAGUGCUGGCCUCUGAGAAGAGAGAUGUGUGCCAGAGUACCUGCCGGAUGUGUUUGUGUGUCCAGUACUCGAAGCAGUGCUCAUUAACAAGGGGUCUGCAUUUUAAAGACACUGGAAAGUGACUCUCCAGUUUGUUGUCUAGCAUUAUAUUUACCUCUGAUUUGUUAUCCUUGCCAUACAAUCUCAUGUUCUCCAAGUGUCUAGUCUUGCUGAGAGUUCUUUUUUUUAAUUUUCCUAUUUAAAUGAUAUUGAUAUCUGAGGAGAUAGCUCAGUUGGGGUAAAAUACUUCUCACCGGUAUUUCUCACAAGUGUGAAACGCUGAAUUUUAUUCCCAGAACCCACACAAAACAGUUGCGUAUGUCUGUGCUUUUGAUCCCAGCACUAGGAAGGCAGAGACAGGUAGACCCCUAGCUCUCACUGAGUGCCCAGCCUAGCCUGCUUAGUAAGCUCCAGGCCCCCGGGAGCUGACAGUACCUGAAAAAUUAAGCCUGCACACACACACACACACACACACACACCACAUACACACCACAUACCAUACAUAUACACACAUACACAUACACAUACCAUAUAUAUACACACAGACACCACACAUACACACCACACAUAUACACACACAAACACACACACACA
Messenger RNA from Apodemus sylvaticus (European woodmouse), 2445 nucleotides. It is a transcript of the gene Cd274, whose product is annotated as CD274 molecule. The transcript is spliced from 7 exons. Gene Ontology annotation, biological process: cell surface receptor signaling pathway; cellular response to lipopolysaccharide; T cell costimulation. Lineage: Eukaryota; Metazoa; Chordata; Mammalia; Rodentia; Muridae. The coding region runs from base 123 to 995 and encodes 290 amino acids. Gene Ontology annotation, cellular component: external side of plasma membrane. The record is from RefSeq and is a predicted model, not a curated record.